Molecule: messenger RNA, 1466 nt
Organism: Pseudovirgaria hyperparasitica
Lineage: Eukaryota; Fungi; Ascomycota; Dothideomycetes; Acrospermales; Acrospermaceae
Product: P-loop containing nucleoside triphosphate hydrolase protein
Exons: 1
Coding region: 391-1302 (303 amino acids)
Cellular component (GO): cytoplasm
Source: RefSeq, a predicted model, not a curated record
CUGUGAGCUGGCUUCUGCAGAAGACUAGUUUGGUGUAUGACAGACAAUACGGUGAGACGGAGAGAUGCUGUUCAUAGUCGGAACUAAACUGUGUGAGCUCGUGGAGUCUCCCAAUGCCGGUAUCUUAGGAACACCCAACGCCUCAAGCGUCAAGUCCAUCAACUCCGGGAGCGAUCCGGAUGAGAAUUGUGGGAGAUGAUAUCUAAGACGAGCCAACGACCUUCAAGCUGAUGACUCUACGCAUCACAGUGGUUGAUGUUUGAACUUCAAAAUCUAGGUACCCAUUUGCUACUAUUCAAUCCGAUACCCCACACCAACACGAUGUCUGCAUCCGUGAUUCGACCUGAAACCUCAUGAUCAUUCCACAACGACAAACAGCAUUUCCACACAAUGGUCGUCCAAGUCAGCGCCUGCAAAGUUCUCAACCUUCUUCUUCCACAGAUUCAGCAUAAAGUAGCAUCUGACCCCUCCCAACCAGUCUUUAUCGGCGUUUCCGGUUUACAGGGCUCCGGCAAAUCAACAUGGGCUCACGCGAUCGUCGCCUUGUUAUCAACAGAACAUAAUCUCAAUGCAAUCACCGUCUCACUCGAUGACUUCUACCUCACACACGCUCAACUCAUCAGAUUACGGGAUGAGAAUCCAGAGAACAGACUGUUUCGCACGAGAGGCCAGCCAGGAACCCAUGAUGAGCAACUAGCGAGCCGCUUCUUUGAUGCGAUGAAGGGAGGAAGGAAGGGAACCGAGCCUGUGCGGAUCCCCAUGUUUGAUAAAAGCAGGUUUGAUGGUGAAGGCGAUCGUGUGCCAGAGGAGCAGUGGCCUGUGGUUGAGUCUGCAGUGCAGGUCGUGGUGUUCGAGGGGUGGUGCGUGGGCUUUCAGCCGAUUUCAGAGGAUGAUCUCAGCAUGAAACUGAAAGAGGCAUCAGAGAGCCCUGUGUCACUGACCAAUACACUGCCAAUGCAUCACAUCGAGCAUCUGCUGGAGCUGAACCGGAAUCUCACGAGGUAUUGUCGUUCAUUUAUGGGACCAGACUCGUUUGAUUGUUUCAUUCAUCUGGAUACAGAGAAACUAGAGAAUGUGUAUAUGUGGAGAUCGCAGCAGGAACAUACAUUGAUCCAGACGAAAGGGACUGGGAUGGGUGAUGAGCAGGUUGAGGAGUUCAUUCAGGGGUAUAUGCCAAGUUACGAAAUGUAUCUGGGGCGUCUGAGGAAAGGCUUGUUUGUGGGAAAAGAGAAUGGAGAGGGAAGACAUGUCCGGGUAGUAUUUGGGAAGGAAAGGGAGAUUUUAGAUAUGCAGGUAUUGUAGACGUCUAAAUUUUGCGUGGAUGGCUCAACUCCGGAGGAUGUAGAUACUAUCUCGUGGAGACAGUGAUGAAUCUUCAUAUGCCUCUUCACUUCCUUACGCAAACCAGGUGCCUCUAGAUAUUCAACUCAAUGUUAAGUUCACAAAGUAUGAGACUGGAUUAAGAC